UUAUAAUUCAACAAAUUGUAACUUUUAGAACGCAAACAUUAUGAUUGGCGACACUGACCGAGUUGUCAAGGAAACCGCAGAUUUCAAAUGAUUUCAAAUCCUUCCUAAUGGCCACUAACGUUAAGGAGGACAAAGUUUUUCGCGUAAACAAUAGUUUAUGCCACUUUUCAAGAAAUGGAGCGUAUCUAGCGAUAGCAUUUCAAACGAAUCUGCUGAUAAAAGAUGCAAAGACUCUCGAUACCUAUCGGUCGUUUGUAUUCGUGGAUGUGAUACAGUAUAUGGAGUGGUCUUCAAAUAGCGAAUAUAUUCUUUGUGCAAAUAUAAAAAGAGCUAUCGUUCAGAUAUAUUCAAUACAUCAUCCUCAAUGGAAAUGUAAACUUACCGAGGGCAGUGCAGGUUUGCAAGGUGUUACCUGGUCCCCAGAUAGUAAACAUAUUUUUACCAUAGCAGAUUUUAAUAUUCAACUAUCUAUUUGGAACUUGGAAGAGCAGACGGUAUCGUACAUACAAAAUGUAAAAUCAUCUUCCUUUGACAAAUUACGUUUUAGUCCCAAUGGUGAGAGAUUAGCAGUGAUAGUUACAGAAGUAGAUCAAGAUACAGUAGAAAUUUAUAAAACUCAAAACUGGAAAAUAAGUCGAAAACUUAUCUGCGAUCGUUUGCGUGGCAUCAACGGGAUUCGCUGGUCGCCAAACGAUGAAUUAUUAUGCAUAUGGUGUUCCUCUCCUGCCGAACCAAAGUUGAUUAUUUAUUCUAACAUAUUAGAGAAACACGUGACAGCAUUUUCCCCGCUGAAAACGGCACAGCCAUCUGAAACGUGUAAUUAUGGGAAAGAGCUGAAAGGAAUUGAAAAUAUAGAAUGGAUCCCAAGUGGACAGUUGUUGGCUGUAAUAGGAUUUAAUGAAGUGAUUGUUCUUCUUAAUCACAUCACGUGGCAACCGUUGUCGAAAUUAUACAUGGAUCCAGUAAUCAGAGAAUGUAAUUACCUAACAAAAGUAUACAAAGAAUACGCCGAUUCGGAAAAAGUUUCUGAUAAACGUUUUGCAUCCUGCGAGGAACGUGUUUUACGUGAAAUACAUGAACGGCCUAUAUGCAUUGAAAUCGGAAAGAAAGACGAUAAUGACAAUUUCUCGAUAGCGAAAGUUAAACUGUUUGAAUUUAGCACAUGUGGACAAUACCUGGCUCUGAAACAUGAGCUUUAUCCUACCACAUUGUGGAUAUGGGACAUCUGUACGGAUUAUCUGGAUUAUUUGCUACUUGAAAAUCCCAUUACAGCUAUCAAAUGGAGUCCCGUUCAUCCUCGACUAUUUGUGAUCUCCGAAUGUACGCGCGUGUACGAAUGGACUCGAAAAGGCGCAAGUUCUGUACCAUUGUCUAAAAAUAUGUCGAUUAUAGACGCAUAUUGGCACCCUUCGGGAGAAAAAGUUGCAUUGUGCGGCUAUAAUAAAGUCAUGAUUUAUGAAACGAUAAAUACAUCUUAAAAAAAAAUA
Molecule: messenger RNA, 1487 nt
Organism: Trachymyrmex cornetzi
Lineage: Eukaryota; Metazoa; Arthropoda; Insecta; Hymenoptera; Formicidae
Product: WD repeat-containing protein WRAP73
Exons: 7
Coding region: 108-1478 (456 amino acids)
Biological process (GO): microtubule anchoring at mitotic spindle pole body
Cellular component (GO): MWP complex; microtubule organizing center
Molecular function (GO): protein binding
Source: RefSeq, a predicted model, not a curated record